Molecule: messenger RNA, 369 nt
Organism: Rosa chinensis
Lineage: Eukaryota; Viridiplantae; Streptophyta; Magnoliopsida; Rosales; Rosaceae
Exons: 4
Coding region: 1-369 (122 amino acids)
Molecular function (GO): protein binding
Source: RefSeq, a predicted model, not a curated record
AUGGGUUAUUCAAUUUGGGAAAUAGUGAAGGCCUUCAUCGACGACCACUUUGAGUUCGCUGUCAACCUCUACACCCAGGCCAUCACCGUUGACUCCAACAACUCCGAGCUCUACUCUGACCGCACUCAGGCCAACAUCAAAUCCAACAAUCUCACCGGGAAAGUUGGUUCAGGGAUUUGGUCGAACAUUUUCGAUGCCAAGGCUAGAAUUGCUUUGAAUGACUACUUUGUGAAGCUUGGGACCAAGAGGGAUUUCAGCACUGCGAUUCUCGAGCGGAAGAAGGCAGUAAAUGUCCUCGUCGUCGAUGAGGCCAUCUAUGAUGACAACUCCGUCGUCACUCUCCACCCUGAGACCAUGGAGAAGCUUUAG